GUUGGUAUUGGUGGGUGCUUGUCUGAGUAGCAGACCGGUCCAUCAUCAUUGCGCGAGCGCUCCAAAUAUAAACAGCAAUGUUGCGCUUUCGGGAUAAUUCAUUAUGAAACAUGGGACUACUACUUGUUUGGAGAUGGAAGUAAUCUGAAAAUCACCCCCUGGAAAGUUAUUUUAAUGGAAAGAGGCCACAGGAACAGAUGGACCCUUGAGACUUAACCUUACCUCUAGCAAUUGGAGGCUGAUCAUCCCAAACUACAAUCCCCACCAGCACCUCCCCCUCCACGCCCAUGCGGCCUAUGGCUCAUCAUCACCAACAUGGGAUAUGGGCAAGUCCUCCAGCGAUGCGGCAAUGAGGAAGACCAGGUCUACCUCAACGUGGGAGGUGUCCGGCACGAGAUGGCUGAGGAGACGCUGCUCCGCUUCCCACACACGCGUCUGGGCCGCCUGCUGCGCUGCCGGAGCGAGGAGGCCAUCCUGGAGCUCUGCGACGACUACAGCCCCACUGAGCGCGAGUACUACUUUGACCGCAACCCUCACAUCUUUAUCAGCGUGAUCAACUUCUACCGCACAGGUCGCAUCCACAUGAUGGAGGAGGUGUGCGUCUUCUCCUUCAGCCAUGAGAUUGAGUACUGGGGCAUCCAGGAGCUCCACUUAGGGGAGUGCUGCAGCAACUGGUUCCAGGAACGCAAGGGGUACAUUGAGGACCACGACUGGGACAUCGAAAGCGACGAUACGCUGCCGCCCAGCUUCAACUCGUCCUUCGAGGAGCUCUCGGCCUUGGACAAGGACCUGGAGAAGUUCAAGGGGGCGUGGUGCGCUGAGGUGCGGAGCUAUGUGUGGAUAAGGCUGGCGGACCCGGGCCAUUCACUCUCGUCCAAGAUCGUUGCCGUGGCCUCGCUGAGCAUGGUUCUUACCUCCAUUGUGGCCAUGUGCGUCCACAGCAUGCCCGAGUUUCAGAUCAUGGAUGAGAACGAGAGGCCCAUCGAGGACCCCGUGCUGGCCAUCCUGGAGGUGGUGUGUAUCGUCUGCUUCUCGGCCGAGUUCAUCAUCCGAUUGAUUGUAGCCUCCUCCCCCAGGAAGUUCUUCAGUAACACCUUGAACAUCAUUGACGUGGCCUCCAUCCUGCCCUUCUACGUCACGCUGGCCUUCGAGACGGUGGGCAAGGAGAACAGUGACGAGAACCACGAGGAAAAUGAAAACCUGGAGAACGUCGGCAAGGUGGUGCAGAUCCUCCGGCUGAUGCGUGUCUUCAGGAUCUUCAAACUGGCACGCCACUCGAUUGGUCUGCGAGCUCUCGGCGCCACAGUCCGCCACAGCUACCACGAGGUGGGAUUGCUGCUCCUCUUCCUCUCCGUGGGCAUUUCUAUCUUCUCCGUGCUCAUCUACUCGGCCGAGAAGUGGGAGGAGGACACCGAGCUGGGCACCAUCCCCAUGGGCUGGUGGUGGGCCACCAUCACCAUGACCACGGUGGGCUACGGCGACACCUGCCCGGUGACAUUGCUGGGGAAGCUGGUGGCCACCCUGUGCAUCCUCUGCGGCUUGCUGGUGGUUGCCUUGCCUAUCACCAUAAUCUUCAACAAGUUUUCCAAGUACUACCAAAGGAACAAAGCCAUAGAGGAGGGCCUGUGUCUGAGUCAGCAGGCGUCCGAGAGACAUGACCCGGAGCUCCCUUAACACAACAUCAGAGACCUCUAUGCCCAGAGUCUGGGUUUGCACCCCUUCAGGGACAGUGACAGUAGCAGUGGGGAUGACACGGAUGCCUCCAGCCUACAGGACAUAAAGGAGGUGUGUGACACAGACGCUCUGGACAAUGGGGCAGCGAAAUGAAGCUUGAGGCUCUGGUUUCCCCCUUUAGAAAGCUCAGUAUACCUCAAAGGAGCACCUUGUGGUUCUCAGGGACGAUGCUCUCCAUCAUUAACUCCUGAUCUGUCUUCCUUUUAUGGCUGACUCGAGACUUUGACAACACUGUGGCCAUGGAAUUUUUUAUAUUCUGAGACCUUGUCUAAGGAAUAUAUCACUGAAAUGAGAGGGCAUAUAGAGAGUGAGUUGGAUCUUACUUAUAAAGGUUUGAAUGUCAUUUCUCUGUUGGGCAAGAUAUUGCAACAAUGUAUGUUAAGGAAUUUGCAUUAUAUCGUACAGAUGUUUCAGCUCAAAAGAUCAUUUAAGGUUUACAUAUGCAAAGAAAAACUACAUUGAUUUAAAAAACAAAAGCAAAGAGUGACUUCAGAUUCCAGGUUAGAUUGAUGGUUCAACCUCUGCAUGAACAAAACACAUAAGAGAAGUCAUCAAUCAUGGGUAGUGGAUCAUUAUUUUGGGACCACAGCAACUAUAGAUAAAGAGACAGAAAUUACCUCUCUCCAAAACCUCUCCUGCUAUAAGCACUUAUCUACAGUACAGGCCCGUUGAUUAGAAAGUCAUUGAGACAUUUUCUUAGAAAUGUAUGUUGGCAAUAAAAAAAAUAUGUAUUCACUAACUGUAAGUCGCUCUGGAUAAGAGCGUCUGCUAAA
Coregonus clupeaformis (lake whitefish) is the source of this 2507-nucleotide messenger RNA. Its product is annotated as potassium voltage-gated channel subfamily S member 3-like. Lineage: Eukaryota; Metazoa; Chordata; Actinopteri; Salmoniformes; Salmonidae. The record is from RefSeq and is a predicted model, not a curated record. The transcript is spliced from 2 exons. Gene Ontology annotation, molecular function: protein binding; voltage-gated potassium channel activity. Bases 316 to 1674 code for a protein of 452 amino acids. Gene Ontology annotation, biological process: potassium ion transmembrane transport; protein homooligomerization. Gene Ontology annotation, cellular component: membrane; voltage-gated potassium channel complex.